Messenger RNA from Prorocentrum cordatum, 1373 nucleotides. NCBI's taxonomy places the organism in Eukaryota, Dinophyceae, Prorocentrales, Prorocentraceae. The record is from the annotation of a GenBank genome assembly.
AUGCCUCGCAUAGUUUCGAGUGCUCUCUGCCUGGCCAAGGGCGACGGCGACGACAUGACCGCUUCCCGCUACUCAGCGCAGCAGCGCCGCCUGGCGGACCUCGGGGACGCUGGCGGCAGCGCCUUCGCCCUGACCUCGCGCGGCAGCGGUCUACGACGAGGCCGGCUUCACUUCUGCGUUGGCCGCGCCCUGACGGGGCAGGAGGAGAUCGCUGGUGCGGCGGCCGCUGACGCCUCGGCCGACGUGCUUCGCGAUCUGGCUGCGGGAGCUAGGGAGUCCGAAACCAAGCUUUUGCAUGUCUUGGGCGCGCCCUUGCCCCGGCAGUUCGAGGUGCGGAGGCCCUUCCUGAUGAUGGUCUUGCAGAAGUUCAUGGAGGCCCUGAACCUACGCGCGGUCAGGCGCUCUUUGUUGUUCGAGUUCUACACGAAUAAUGCCCUCGCGCUCGUCGGCGGCGCCCGGAGCUUCUGGUUCCUCGAGGAUAUCCACGUGCAUUCUGGCGCCGCGGUGAAGGGCGACGGCAACGAGAAGUUGGCCACCAUCAUCCAGGACACGCAGACAGUCGACGGCGACGGCGCGCCCCGCCGGCCCCGCCGCGCGCGGCCUUUCACGAAUGUCCACGCGUGGACAGGCAUCGACGGCGCCCUCUUGAAACCCGCGGUCGCGAUGAAGACGGGGGACUGGCCAGACCUCAAGGCCGACAUGGGCUAUCUGCUCGACGCGAUGGCUGCCAAUCGCUCCAGCGCGGGUUUGCCGCCGCAGGCAAUGGCGCGCGCUAGCCACUCGACGGACGCGUGCGAGAAGCACCGGAAAUUACUGCAGUCGCUCUACCAGAGUAAGUUUCCAUCCCUGCGCUUUCGGGCGCACCCCGAGACGCCCAAAGGCAAGGCUCGGGAGUGUUCUGCGGCGGCCGCGCAAGGGCCGGGCGCGGUCGUCACCGGCGAGCCCGCGCAUUGCUUCUUCGAGGUCAGGCGCCUCCUCCCGUGCAUCGCCGACGACGCCGAGAUCUUCCUGGCAGAUUAUGCGGAUGCCAUCGCCCGCCUGUCGGCCGCUUGCCCCCCGCCGAGGGACGACGGCGCGGCCCCGCCGCGUGACCUGGAGCAGGAGGCGGAGAUCCUCGAGAAGUCCGCGGGCCAGCUCCCCCCGACGUUCUGGCAGGAGGCGGCGCUGGGCCCAGUCAACGCGCGGCGCGCCCGGGGCGCGCUGGCCCGAGUCGCUUGCCUGUGCGGCGCCCAGCUGGACAGCUCCGCCCCGCGCAGCAACUAUCGCACCGCCAAGGCCUUCAAGCGGCAGGCCGAGGUUGUCCAGGGCGCGCGCAGCGUCAUUGCGAAAAAGGUGCGCGACCACUUCCGCAGGGUGCGCGCCGCCGUGUCAAG